AUGCCGAGUGACCCGCCUCGCCGCGGACAAGGCGUCUGCGCCAUGCGCGGAAACUGCGGCAGCGUGUCCCGCUUUGGUGCCCAGCUCCCAUGUCCAGACGACGGGGACGCCAGCGAGACCGACGACAAACUGGCCACUCUCCUCUCGAGCGUGUGUGGUGCAGCAUAUCAAGUGCCAGACACAGUAUGCUGUACGGCCGAGCAAGUCGAGACCCUUGGGGACCAGCUCGCCCAGGCCGCACCUCUCAUUGCCGCGUGCCCGGCGUGCAUCAACAACUUUCGCUCGUUCUACUGUGAUUUCACCUGCUCGCCUAACCAGAGCACGUUUAUGCAAGUAACCCAGACACAGAAGAGCACGACAGGCAAGGAUAUCGUCAAGGCCGUCGAUUACCAGGUCUCGAGCCAGUUUGCCAAGGGAUUCUACGACUCGUGCAAGGGCGUCCAGUUUGGCGCGACCAACGGGUUUGCCAUGGACCUCAUCGGUGGUGGAGCAAAGAACGCGUCGGCUUUUCUCAAGUACAUGGGCGACGUUCGACCGGGACUGGGAUCGCCCUUCCAAAUAGACUUCCCCCUCAGCAAGACGAGCAACUACUCGCGAUCUGCUCUCAGCUGUUCAGACACGGGCAUCGACUCGCGAUGCGCCUGUGCCGACUGUCCCUCAGUGUGCCCGAGUCUCCCGUACCUCCCUCCACCAAACACCGAAGGGUGUCGCGUCGGCAGAGUCAGCUGCCUGACCUUUUCGCUCCUUAUCGUCUACGGUGCCGCCCUCGCCGCCGUCUUGCUCUACUACUCGCUCCGCCAAGCCAAGCGUAUCCACCAGCGCCGCUACGAGCGGGUAGCGCUCACCGACCCACCCCAGUCGCCUACCACCACGGGUGUGCAGGGUAUGGUUGGCCACGGACAAAAUGACGACGACUCGGGUCCAAGUGGAUCUAUCCAUUUCCGUCUCGGCCGUGGCGCGUCCUUGCUCGACCCUAUGGAGCACCUCCAGCCCAAGCAGAGUCAGAUCAACGCCCUUCUGCGACGCUUCUUCUACCGCUUGGGCUUGGCAUGUGCACGCUUCCCGAUUCAGACGUUUGUGAUUGCAGGCGUCGUCGUUGCCCUGCUCAACGUUGGAUGGCACUGGUUCCAGGUCGAGACGGACCCCGUACGACUAUGGGUGUCACCGUCCAGCGCCGCCGCCGAGGAGAAGGCGUAUUUCGACGACAACUUUGGUCCAUUUUACCGCACAGAGCAAAUCUUUAUCACAGCUGCACACAACCUCUCCCCGCUCUCGUACGACACUCUCGAGUGGGUGCUCCAUGUCGAGCAACAGAUUCGUGACUUGCGUUCAGCCAAGGGAGUAGCGCUUGAGGAUGUGUGCUUUGCUCCCUCGGGUCCCGGAACAGCCUGUGUCGUCCAAUCUGUCUCGGCAUGGCUUGGCGACGAUAUGAGCCAGUGGGGAGAGAAAUGGACAGACCGGAUCAAGCAGUGUGCCACCAGCCCCGGCGAGUGUCUGCCGGAAUUCGGGCAACCGAUCGACCCCAAGUUGAUUCUCGGCGGUGUCAAAAAGGAUGACUGGGUCAACGCCAAGGCCCUGGUCAUAACCUACGUUGUGGACAAUUACAACGCUGAGGCCAAGGUCAAAAAGGUCGAGGACUGGGAGAAGAUCCUUGACCGAUUCCUCUCCGAACUCAAACACCCAGACCUCAAGGUCUCCUACUCGACGGGUAUCAGCCUCGAAAAGGAGUUGAACAAGAGCGCAAACACCGACGUCAGGAUUGUUGUCCUCUCGUACCUCGUCAUGUUCCUAUACGUCUCCCUCACCCUAGGCGGCGGCCAGGUUCCCAAGAAGGAUGUCGCCAAGGCUUUCAAACGUCUCUACAAGUUGCUCCAGUUCUGUGCGUAUGCUGUUGGACUCCGUGCCCACCGUCCUGGAGGCAAGAUAAUGGACACGGUCAAGGCCCUCCCGCGCAUCUUCAUGGUCAACUCCAAGUUUGGCCUGGGCCUGUUUGGGAUUGUCAUUGUCCUCGUCGCCGUCUCGUCCAGUGUUGGCCUGUUCUCCCUCUUGGGCGUGCGGGUAACCCUCAUCAUCGCCGAGGUUAUCCCUUUCCUCGUCCUUGCGGUUGGUGUUGACAAUGUCUUCAUCCUUGUCCACGAGCUUGAUCGCCAGAACCUCAUGCACGCCGCGCCACCCGAGACGGGCGACCAUUCGGACUCUGACUCGGAGCAUUCCGCUGAGCACCAUGGUGGACACCACGGCCAUGGUCAUGGUCAUGGACAAGCUGGCCACGGUCACAGCCACAGUCAUCACGCCGAUACCACAACCACCCAACCAUCGCCCCACCCGUCCCCUCAGGUUGCCGCCCCCGACAACCACUCAGACACAUCCACCCACGACCAACACAGCUCGUUGCUCCCACCCGAGGAGCGUGUUGCCCGAGCUGUCGCACGUAUGGGCCCGUCCAUCCUCCUGUCCUCGACCACUGAGGUGGUUGCGUUUGCCCUUGGUGCUCUGGUCCCAAUGCCUGCUGUGCGCAACUUUGCCAUCUACGCCGCGGGCAGUGUCCUCAUCGGUGCCAUCCUCCAGUGCACUGUCUUUGUCAGUGCCAUGGUGCUCGACAUUAAACGUGCCGAGGCUAGCCGCCUGGACUGCUUCCCUUGCAUCCGUCUGCAGAAGAAGAUUCGUCUCGAGGACGAAGGACCUGGACCUGUCGAGAGCCUCCUUACAACCUUUGUGCGCAAAUGGUACGCGCCGACGCUCCUGAAGAAGGAAGUCAAGCACGGUGUGCUCGCGGCAUUUGGUGGCAUGCUCCUCCUUGCCAUCAUUGGCAUGCAGAAGAUCACUCUCGGUCUCGACCAGCGCCUCGCCCUGCCACCCGACUCGAACCUCAUUCCUUACUUCAACGACGUGGACAAGUACCUCGACGUCGGCCCGCCAGUCUACUUUGUCGUCAAAGAUGGCAACACUACGGAGCGAUAUGGCCAGCAAGAGCUAUGUGGACGGUUUACCACCUGUAAUGAGCUCUCAGUCGCCAACACGCUUGAAGCGGAACGCAAGCGGCCUGAGACAUCGUUUAUUGCCAACCCGCCAGCGGCAUGGAUUGACGAUUUCCUCAUGUGGACCAACCCUUUGUUUGAGAGCUGCUGCCGCGUGAGGAGGCGCGACCCGUCCGUCUUCUGCCGCCCGCGCGACUCGGACCGUCUCUGCCGCCCAUGCUACGAGGGCCAGGAGUGGGACACGACCAUGGCUGGUCUGCCACAGGGAGAGGACUUUGAGCGGUACCUCGGCCAGUGGCUUCAGAGCCCCGCAGACGACAACUGUCCCCUGGGAGGUCUGCAGGGUUACUCGCACGCGGUAAAGACCAAAAAGUCGGACGGAUCAGUCAAGACGUCCCACUUCCGUACCUUCCACACGCCCCUCCGUGCGCAGAACGAGUUUAUCAACGCUCUCGCCUCGGCACGCCGCAUCGCUGCCGACAUUAGCCACAACACGGGUCUCGACGUGUUCCCAUACUCGCUCUUUUACGUCUUCUUCGACCAGUACUCGUACAUCGCGUCCAUGUCCGUCAAGGUCCUGUCUGCGGCUCUACUCGCCGUGAUGGGUAUCACCUCGCUCCUCCUUGGAUCGUGGAAGACAGGCGCCACGGUCACGUUCACCUGCGCACUGAUCGUCGUCAACGUCAUGGGCGUGAUGGGAUACUGGAGCAUCUCGCUCAACGCCAUUUCGCUGGUCAACCUCGUCAUUUCGCUUGGUAUCGCUGUCGAGUUUUGUUCACACCUCGCUAGGGCGUUUAUGGGUGCCGGCUCUGGUCUUUCGUACGACAAGGUCGACGCGCGAAAGGACAGGGACGAGCGGGCAUGGACCGCGCUGGUCGAUGUGGGACCGUCCAUCUUCUCGGGCAUCACCAUGACCAAGCUCGUCGGCAUCUCCGUCUUGGCACUCACAAAGUCCAAGUUGCUUGAGACGUACUACUUCCGCAUGUGGCUCACCCUCAUCAUCACUGGCGCGUUGCACGGCCUCGUCUUCCUCCCCGUCCUGCUGAGCUAUACCGGCGGACAGGGAUACUCGCUCGAGGACACGGACGAGGACUGGGUCACGUCCCAGAUGCGCCGGCCGGGAGACUAUGAGAGUGCGCCGUUUGCGGACGACGACUCGAUGAUGGAUUAUUAA
Apiotrichum porosum is the source of this 4152-nucleotide messenger RNA. RefSeq lists its product as uncharacterized. The transcript has 2 exons. NCBI's taxonomy places the organism in Eukaryota, Fungi, Basidiomycota, Tremellomycetes, Trichosporonales, Trichosporonaceae. Bases 1 to 4152 code for a protein of 1383 amino acids. Gene Ontology annotation, cellular component: membrane. The record is from RefSeq and is a predicted model, not a curated record.